CAACAUGAAGACUUCAUUCACUGUGCUUCUUUUUAUGAGCCUCUUUGGAAUGAGCUUAAAUUUCUAUGUAAUCCACUUUUUUGUGAGAGAGUCUAUGUCUUGGGAUAAUGCACUGAAGUACUGCAAAGAGCAUCAUCAUGAUCUGUCCACCGUCAGAAAUCAAGAUCUACAGCAACUCUCAAAUAAUGCUCAAGAUGAUUAUUAUUGGAUUGGACUUGAGAAAGUAAAUCAUGAUCAAAACCUGUGGAACUGGUCUGAAGGUGGGACGGCAGUAAUAGAUAACUGGGACAACGAUCAACCAGAUAAUGAAGAUGAAAAAUGUGGUGCAGUCCAAAGAUCCAAUUCUAAGUUCCAUGAUGCUCCUUGCUCUUGGAAAAUACAAUUUUAUUGUAUGGAGAUCUAUGAGCUGAUCCUGGUUCAGCAAGAAAACACAUGGGAAGAGGCUCUGGACUACUGCAGACAAAACUACAUUGAUCUGGCCAUUAUAACCAUUGAGAUGAUUAUGACAGAGGCGAAGAAUAAAGUCACAGCAGCCCAGACCGAAGAUGUGUGGAUCGGCCUACGCUUUUUAGCUGGUCAUUGGUUUUGGGUAAAUGGAACAGAUCUAAACUACUCGGCCUGGUCUGUGGAGGGAGAGCUCCAGUGUCCUGCUAUGAAUCAGCGCUGCGGAGUUUUGAAUAGAGAUGAGAAGCUUUGGAAAUCCACAGACUGUGAUCGGAGACUCAACUUUCUCUGUGUCAGGAGGUCACACACUAAUUAUUAAGUCAAGGUUAAAUUUACUGUUUAGGUGUUUAAAGGGAGUUUCAAUUGGGAAU
Xyrauchen texanus (razorback sucker) is the source of this 815-nucleotide messenger RNA. Its product is annotated as C-type mannose receptor 2-like. Bases 5 to 763 code for a protein of 252 amino acids. The record is from RefSeq and is a predicted model, not a curated record. The transcript has a single exon. NCBI's taxonomy places the organism in Eukaryota, Metazoa, Chordata, Actinopteri, Cypriniformes, Catostomidae.